This is a messenger RNA of Brienomyrus brachyistius, 6403 nucleotides long. RefSeq names its product armadillo repeat protein deleted in velo-cardio-facial syndrome homolog. Gene Ontology annotation, biological process: cell-cell adhesion; cell-cell junction assembly. Gene Ontology annotation, molecular function: cadherin binding. Gene Ontology annotation, cellular component: adherens junction; nucleus; cytoplasm. The coding region runs from base 1022 to 3814 and encodes 930 amino acids. The record is from RefSeq and is a predicted model, not a curated record. Lineage: Eukaryota; Metazoa; Chordata; Actinopteri; Osteoglossiformes; Mormyridae. The transcript has 19 exons.
AACCACUUAGUAUUUGUAAAUUGAAUUUAACAAAAAGUGCAAUCGUGAAUAAUAGUAUUGGACACUGAUGUCUUAAUCGAGGGUUGAAACUUGUUUCUUCUAUGAUUGAAAAGCGGCGCACCGUUUUAAUACUGCGUGAUCUUUACAUUCAAACCAUUGCAGUAGAGGCAGAGCCGUGAAUGUUAGGCGUGACUGUCUAAUCCAACUAAAUAGAGGGAAUAGAAAUAGGCGACAAGCAGUACUUGGUUUAAAACGAAAGUAGCGAUGUAACUGUAACCUCGAAGCCGUGUCUUUUAAGCUUAGCAAUAUAUUAUGUUACAGUUGCUUAACGUGUUUACUGAGCUGAUUUCGCGUUUACUGCAGAAACGGGGAGCGUCGAUAGUGUUAUUCUACCGCCUCACGGAAGGUUUCGAGGAAUGCACAGCUAAAACCGUUUCACCUGGACAAUACUUGGACAUCUUUCAUUUAAUUUUUCCUGUUAAGAACCAAAGUAUAGAUGCUGUACGAAAACACAGCUGUAGAUUCCGCGUGUGUCGAAGCGAUCAGCGUAUGUACAAUUAGGAGGAAUCGAGAUACCAAUAUACAAAAGACAAUUUGUUCUCAAGAUAUUAACUAAACAUAUUUUCGCGUCACGAGUAUCACCGGGUGCUACUUUGAGUGGAUGUUUUUUUUAGCCAAAUGCCCUAUUGUUGACCAAUUCAGUAUAAACCGAUUUUCUGUUCAUUGGAUUUGCUGUUGCAGCAAGUGACGUUACAUCCAGCCUUUAAAACUACAUCUUCACUGGAAGGGAGAGAAAUAAUACUACCGCUACUCCAGAGUAUAAAAUACAGAGGAAGGUCCACUACUGAGCUGUCAGCUGAACAGCUCCACGCGUGGCAUUCAGAAUAAGGGAGAAAGCCGUCCCAUCCUCCCGCACCUGCGCCGCCUCGUGUCCACGUGGCGGGGGAUGCCUGGGCGCUGACGCUCACAGCCAAGCGCUCUGAGAGGUGUAAGCGUCGCUCUCGCAGCAGUACAGACCGGCAUGGACAAUUACGAGCUGAGAUCGGCCGCCAGCAUCCUGGCCUCGGUCAAAGAGCAGGAGGCUCGUUUUGAGCGCCUGACCCGUGCCCUGGAGGAGGAGUGCCACAGCCUGGCCCUGCGGCCCACGGCCAGCAGCCAGCCCCUGGCCUGGCAGCAGGUGAUCAUGCAGGAGCAGAGUCCGGGGGAGCGGCUUUCUUUGACAAUGAUGCCGGAGCCAGAAGAGCUACAGGAAGCUACCGUGGGUGUGACGGAGGAGCAGGACCCAGGCACACCCACAUCCCGCAUGUCAGCGGGGACCGUGGACCAUACCGAGGCCAAGGACACUAAGCCGGGGAAGAUGACACCCUCAUGCACGGGCCGGCCCCCAGUCCUGGGCCCGGAUGGCCUGCCCCUCCCCGAUAGUCCCCCACCGGCGGGCAGCUACACCGACUCCAUCGACCGGCACAACGUGAAGAACAGCAACCCCCAUGCCAUGGCCCAGGCCUCCACGCUUACCCGCUCCUUGAACAGCUACAACUGUUCCUUCGGCGAGAGUCCAGAGCGACAGCCCCUCCAGCAGGGGGCGGGCGACCCCUACGGCACCCUAACUCUGGGGGCGGCCUACCGCUUGCACCCACCCUACACUCCUGCUGCUGCCUAUAUGCUGCCCCACCACCUGGAUAGCUUUGGCCUCGUGGCCCAGCCUCAGGCCCCCGUGGAGCCGGGCCGGUCCCCUCCGGAGCAGUACGGGCUGGAGAGUGAUCGCAUCAGUUUGGGCCCCGAGGAGGAGGCCGUCUACGGUCUGGAGCCCGACUACGCCACUGCUUCCCGGCGCACGCUGAGCGCCGCCGACCGGGGCAGGCCUACACGUGAACCAAUCAGAGAACCUCUUCACGUCCGGGGGGUGUUUGAGGACCACAUUGAGGCUGAACUGAUAGAAGGGCGACACCCUUACAUCCAUGAUGCGUACGCAGCACCCCUGGUGGUGGGGUUAGAGCACACGGCUGGCCCCCGCUCCCCCUGCUUGGACAGUGUCCGGAAAGACCCUCGCUGGCGUGACCCUGACCUUCCCGAGGUCAUCGGCAUGCUGGGUCACCCCGUGGACCCGGUGAAGUCCAACGCGGCUGCUUAUCUGCAGCACCUGUGCUAUGAGAACGACCGCAUCAAGAGGGACGUGCGGCAGCUGAAGGGGGUCCCGCUGCUGGUGGGCCUGCUGGACCACCCCCGGGCCGAGGUCCACCGCAAGGCCUGCGGAGCCCUGCGCAACAUCUCCUACGGCAGGGACCACCAGAACAAGGUGGCCAUCCGCAACUGCGACGGCAUCCCGGCGCUGGUGAGACUGCUGAGGAAGACGGGCGACAUGGAGGUGCGGGAGCUGGUUACAGGAACGCUGUGGAAUUUGUCUUCCUAUGAGCCCCUGAAGAUGGUCAUCAUCAACCACGGUCUGCAGACCCUCACCAGUGAGGUCAUCAUCCCCCACUCAGGCUGGGGCCGGGACCCCAGUGAGGAGUCCAAACCCCGGGACGUGGAAUGGACCACGGUAUUCAAAAACACGUCAGGAUGUCUAAGGAAUGUGAGCUCGGAUGGCGCGGAAGCCCGGCGCAGGCUGCGGGAGUGCGAUGGCCUGGUGGACGCACUGCUCUUCACCCUGCAAUCCGCCAUUAACAAAAAGGACACUGACAACAAGUCAGUGGAGAACUGUGUGUGCAUCCUACGCAACCUAUCGUACCACGUGCACAAAGAGGUCCCGGAAGCCGAGAAGUACCAGGACUCCAUGGCGGGCCUGAAGCCGGGCGCGGCAGCGUCCCAGAAGAAGAAGAAGAAGGACGAUGCCGGCUGCUUCGGGGGCAAGAAGGUCAAAGACUGGUUUAAUCACGGAUGGAAAAAUGGAGAGAGCAAAAGGGCCUAUGACUCCUUGGAUCUGCCCAAACGCACAGAGCCCAUUAAAGGAUUCCAGCUGCUGUACCAGCCUGAGGUGGUCAGGCUGUACCUGUCCCUCCUCACCGAAAGCCAAAACUACAACACCCUAGAGGCGGCCGCGGGGGCCUUGCAGAACCUCGCUGCAGGACACUGGACUUGGUCCAGGUACAUCCGGGCUACAGUGCGUAAGGAGAAGGGUCUGCCUGUGCUGGUGGAGCUGCUGCGCUCCCACGCCGACACUGUGGUCAGGGCUGUGGCCAUUGCCCUGCGCAACCUGGCCAUCGAUCACCGCAACAAGGACCUCAUAGGGAGCUACGCUCUGAGAGACCUGGUCAGCAACCUGCCCAGCGGGCAGCAGCGGCCGGCCAAGAACCUGGAGGAGGACACGGUGGUGGCCAUCCUCAACACUCUGCAUGAGAUCGUGACGGGGAGCUCUGAGAACGCCCGCUCCCUCAUCCAGGCACAGGCCGUACAGAAGCUAGUGGCCAUCAACAGGACCAGUCAGUCGCCGCGGGAAACCAAGGCGGCGUCUCAUGUGCUGCAGACAGUGUGGAGUUACAAGGAGCUGAAAAACGUCCUCAGCAGGGAUGGCUGGAAUAAGAGCCACUUCCAGCCCACAGCGUCAGCACUACCCAAAGGAACCAGGAACGGCAAGGCCAGCAACGACGACACCACGCUCCCAUUGAUGGAGAGGAGCCAAGAGAUCUAUUCCACCACGGAUCCAAGGGACCAUGAGUGCAGGUACAGGACAGGGGAUGUGCAGGCCGGCACUGUGGAACGGGACACGGUUAAGAAUGACUCAAACAGGAAGUUCUUUAUCAGGACUCAUAAGCCAUCAGUGAAUCUGGUGGAUGGCUGUGACCUAAAACCACAGCCUGUUGACUCCUGGGUGUAAAUCAGUAAUGGCUUUGUGAAGGGUCACGUGACAUCUCCUCAGAGCGGACAGGAUGGUCAGCAUCGCCACUGCUGUUGGUGACACUGUCUGCAACCUGAUUUGUUUUUUAUUAACCGAACUCUGACCUUACGGCAGCCAAAGUGGACGGUACUGCAGGCUUCUGCUGCAAAAACCUACAUUCCCAGGUGCACUGUGAAGCUCGCCUCCACUGUGGGGUCCUUCAUUGGUCAGGAUUAAAGUGGCACUAUAACAGAAACAAACAGCUCUGCUGAAUGAAAAGGACUGACAAAAUAACAGUGUAUUUGUGUAUAAAAUCAAAAAACAUUUUGUUAUUGUUUGGAUUAGUGUAUUUUGUCUUUCUACGCAGCAGAGUGAAAUCCUUUUUAUGUAUCUUUUGUUUUGAUUUACAGGAAUUGCUGUGCAGAUGUUUUCUUUUCGUAAUGUAAUUUUCUAGGAACAUCUGAAUGCUCAGCGUAAUGAUGGAUGUAGGGGCGAGGAACUUUGUUUGAACAGUAAUCCAGAAAACCACUGGGGUGUCUGAAACAGCUUUAGAAGGGGAAACACUUGAGUAAAUACAUGCUGACUAAAAUAAGCUUUGCAUAAAGUGUUGCACAAGAUUUUUUUUUUUUUCUUUUGCAGUGUUGACUUUCCUGGCGCAGAACUUGUAGGUGAAUUAAUAAACCAAAGCCAGUGCCGCCUGGUGGACGCUUAGGGGAUGACACCAGGAGUGUGGUGAUGUCACUGGCGUUAUGCCCUUUCAGGUGCCCAUAAAUACAUAGCGUUGCAGAAAAUCGCGCAGGUAGAAGUGUAAAUGACUUUAAUCGCUUGUGCUCGGUCUUCUGUGUUUUGUGUUAUGGGACAGAAGUUUUUGUCCCGUGCUUUUCUAGUUUCUUUUGAAAUGAGAUAAUAUGACGACAAAAGUAAAAUAUAUGUGCAUUAAGGGUUUUAUGUGCGGAAAGGCUGGAGCAAUGGUGAAACUACUACAGCAAAACCUCUAAACAAGUUAUAUUUAUCUAAAUUGUAUUAUUGUAUAUAUACUGUAUCGAUUUGUAAGUAAUGAGGGAAAAAAAUCUAAAGUUUAGCUUAGCUGAGUGGUUUUUCUUAACUGGUGAAGGAACUGUGUUGGAAAGACAAGACAACCAGCAUUUUUGUAUAAAACAAGUUUUUUUUAAAAAAAAAAAAAACAAGCUCAUCAGCAAAACGUCUGUAGAAUGUGGAACCGUUUCAAAUGGGAGUCUAUUUUUAAUAUGGCGAUAGGAAGAAAGCUGAUCGUUGCUCACUGCUGUGUUUUCGAAGGAGGAACUCGAAACACAAAAACUUUUUAAAGCGAAGGCCCAGCUCUGCUAGGGGACGCUGUGGAGAAAGCAGGGAGGUGAUCAGCAAGACUUACGAGAGACUUAGAAGACUGUGAGAAUAUGCUUCUUUUCAGCAGGGACAGACACGAUGGAAACUGAUCUGUUUCAUUGUACACCUGUACGACGUUGCCCUUAUGUCUCCGAUGCAUCAUUCUAAAUAUUCUUAGCAAGCAUGAGAAGAAAAAAAAAAAACUGUACUUUGACACAGUGUUUUAUAAUGUUCUUUUUACAUGCCUGUUUUUUUUUUUUUUAAUGUUUGCUGUGCAUUUAGUUGCUUACAGUCAAAGACAGUUGUGUUUGAUUUGAGACAGAGUUGCGGUGUCUUAAAAUAAAACGUCUUUUCCCCCUCUUUCCUUAAACAUUUGGCUGGCAGUGGAGCUGCCAGACUUUCAGUUUUGUCGAACACAUGGGGACGUGCUGGCGGCUGUGGUGCUGUGGGUUGGUGACCCUGUGCCACUACAGGCUGUGGCUGGCUGUGAAGCUCGCUGCAGGUUCGGCUCAGGGCCCGCAGUGCAUUUGUGUGACAGGCUACCCUGAAGCCUGCAGCUCCCACACGAAACGUCCAAGGAAGCGUGUAUCACUUUAGGAGACGAGAUGGGAAUUUUAUCAAUACUGUACAUAGCAGUAGGUUAGCGCCGUGCAGUCCAUGCGGACUCUUCACUUAGCCGCAGUAUUGCUUUCACACAAGAGGAAUUUGGCGUGUAUGAAACAAAAAGAACCUUCUGAUUAUCGAUGCCUAUAUAACAUGGAAAUGGUGCCAGAAAUUAAAAAUAUAGGGGUCAGGUGCUGUUUGUGGAUUUUAAAAUCAUUGAAAAUAUUCUAAAUGACUCUUAGUUGCAGCUGUGUUCGUCACAAUCAGGUGCCUUAAAGCCAUUCGUAGUGUAAUGACUUGAAACCACAGAAUAAGGGUAACAUAUAUGUACAUAUACCUAUGCUAAUUAUUCCCAUCCUCCCAUUCGUGUCUGUUAUCUCCCUUUGUUUUCAUUUUAGUCAGAUCUUCUUGCUAUGACACUGUACUAUACGGUUAAAAAACAAACGUAACUUUACUCUUUUAGACUAAUAUAUUGUGUAACAUGUCAGUGUCUCACUGGUUUAAAAUAAGAUGUUACACUUACAAAAUGUACUGUGUCGCUAAUAUUCUAAAGAAAGAAUUUAAGCUGUAUAAGGAAUCUGUAAGUUUGUAGAGGAUAAAAAGGCGGAUGUUUUUUUCCAAUAAAUAUAAUCUUGAAUACCA